AUGACGGAUCAUCAUCCGCCGAGACUGGAGCUGAUGGCCCCUUUUUGUCGAGAAGUUCACGAAUGGCUGGCCGAAGAUCCGCGGAACGUCGUCGCUGUCCAUUGCAAAGCUGGCAAGGUGAUUUUGGGGCGAAAUUGUAGCGAAUUCACGGCUAGCUUGAGACGCGAGAGGCGUGGCGUGUCUGCGCUCUCCACUAGCCACACUGUCUCUCUUCUUAUCGUGUCAGGACCAUUUUUUGAUGGCUCAAGAUCAGCUGUAUUGUCUUUUAGAUUUUUAAAAUCAAGUAGAAUGACGUCAUUUGGAAACGCUAUGUAGAUGGCUUGCUCUCUAAUUGGUAUAUUGCGUAAUUAGGGGCGGAGCUUGAGCGAAGACUUGAAUUUCAAAAUCUGGAUAUUUGAAGAAAGUGAUGUGAAUUUCUGGAUGAGGAAAAGUUGACGGGGAAUUUCCAGCAAAUACAGUAUCCUUUUCGUUUCGAAAUGCAAUAUGAUGAUCCUUCAAUAGCAAUAUUUUUGAUCUUGUUUUGGCUCAGCAGUUUGGAAUAAUGGUCGCGCUAUUAAAGGAUCAUCAUCAAUGCGAGGGAUACUGUAACUAAGGGGGCGGAGUUAGAUGCUUGAAGUUAAAAACCCAUCACUUUCCCGUACAUAGCUGAUUCACGGCUGGCUUGAUCGAAAAAAAGGGUCCUGACACGAAAAUGCACGAGAUAGCGCCUGGCUCGUGUAGAGUGCAGACAGGACACGCCCCCUUAGCGUCCCAUACUGUCCUUUGUGAGAAUGUGACUUUGAAGAGCCAAAAUCUCGAUUUUCAGGGUCGAACAGGCGUGAUGAUCUGCGCCUACCUGAUGUACUGCAACUUCUACCCGUCGCCUCGGCAGAACAUGGACUAUUACUCGAUCGUCCGGACCCGGAACAACAAAGGCGUCACGAUCCCCUCCCAACGGCGCUACGUCUACUACUAUUCGCACCUUCGACAACACCAACUGAACUAUGUUCCCUUGAGGGUACAGCUCGUCGGCGUCUACAUCGAGUGUCCGCCCAAGUCCCGGAGUCCGUCUUCUUUUUUUAGCUUCCAAAAUUCCCAUCUGAUUGCAUUUUACCUAAAUUUUCUAUGAGACCUUUCCGAGCAUUCUCAAAAAUUUUCUUUGAGGGAUACAUUUUCGAUGUUUUCUUUUUAUUCUCAUGCCUUUCUUAGACAUCUCAAAUACAACAUCAAGUCUUGGAAAAUAUGAUUUUUCGUUCGAAAACUCAGAAAUAUUCAAGGACCUGACCCCUUGGAGGCUGAAUUUGUAACGAAAUUUUUUUUGACAUGUUUUCUUUAAGUAAUUAGGAACUCCAGAGUGUUCCCUAUAGCGGUUAGGAAAAAAAACCCCCCUCUAGGGGUAAAAAUUUAGGUGCUCCCUAUAGGGAUUUCGUGUCUCACAUAAGCCCCUACAGCUCAAGUGGUCCCUAUAGAGUCUUUCAAUUUUUUUUGUUGAGAUUUGAACUGAAUGGACACACUUGGUUAUUUCAUCCCUUGUUGAUAUUUUUUCUUUUAUUUAAAGUAAAAUCGCAAAAAUAUGAAAAUACUUCUUCUUUUAGGAACUUCAGAGUAGUCCCUCUAGGGGCAAACUUAGGGACGCUUGGAGGUUACUCUAUAGGGACCGCUUUGCCAAAUCCUAUAGGGUCCACUAAAGCUAGCAAAAGUGGUCCGUGUAGACGUUUUAGCUAGUGGCCCCUAUAGAGGGCGUGCUAGUCGAUAAUUGUUAUGAAUUCUAAGUGAAGAAGCAUUUCCAUGAGAAAAACUGAAUAAAUAAGCGUUUUUCGAAUGAAAGUGAAAGACCCAUAUAGGGUCCACUUGAGGUUUAGGGCUAAGGGGUCAAAUCCUGAACCUCUUUAGGGACCACUUCAAUUUUACCCCUUUAGGGACCACUCUGAAAUUCAUAAGUUCGUAGAGUUCAUUAAAAUGAUCGCCUAGCAUGUCACCUAUAGGGCCGCUUUUUCCAAGUCUUAUUGGUCACUAUAGGGGGAGGUGAAGAGCUCCAUAGAGAUGAGCCUUAAAGAGACCAAAAACUUGCCCCAGAAGGGACCACUCUGGCGUUCCUAAGUAAUAGAUCAAGAUACUGGACCACAUGAAGAUGAUCAUUGAAAUAUAGAUCGAAAUUGUGCAGAUUCGAUCUUCCGCGACCAGCUGAGCUUGCGUGUGGCCAACGGCGACGUCGACGUUUUCUACGGUCCUCCGAUGGGAAUCAACGACGACAUUUGGACGCAAGAGGAGGCCGCUUGGGCCAGAAACGCCUCUCCGAUCGGCCUCGACUCCUACGAUCCCAACAAUCCGAUCCCCGGCCAUGAUUGCAUUUCUAGGUAGGCCUCGUAACUUUCUGAUUUCUCUGCGCACUCCUUUUUUUUAGUGUCUCUCUCGUUUUGACAAUGUUUUUUUUUUUGAAAAGUUUUGACCUUGUCGCUGAAAGAAAAAGACGCAGAGAAGUCUGACUUUUUGAAUUCUCGGAGUAUAGUUUUAUUUAAUUUUUUCAGAAGAGCUUUCGGCUGGACCAUCCCCGAAUCAAAGCCGGUUUUCCUCGAAGGCGACGUCCGUGUCGACCUUUUCGUCCAGCGUUGGUUCAUCUCCAUGUUCUCGUCGACGGCUAGGGCCAAGGUGGAUUUUGGAUUCGUCCUAUGAACAAGUUCAAGAAAGACAAAAAAUAUUUGGGAAUAAAAAAUAAAGUUAUGAGCGCCUUUUUCAGGGAUUUUUUGAUGAGACUCGCUCAAAAUUUAGCGCUCUCGAAGUUUAAAACCGAUGAAUAUUUGGUCACAGGAACGUUAAAAGAACUUUGGAAAUGAAAAAAACCGUAACUUGGCCCAAAAUUUGAGAAAUAAUGGUUAGACGUGACCCCGGCUAUAUAACCGAAACUGAGCUUGAUUAUUGAUUUUUUUUUUUCCUGCCACAACUUUUUUCAUAGAUUGUCGUGGCCAUUUUUUCGCACAGAUUCAGAUUCGGCUUGAAAAACGCCAUCUGAUAAUAUAUUUUUUCAAAAAUUUCUUCCUUUGAAGUACCUUUCAAAAAAAUAUUUCAAUAGCAACGAAUAAAAAAAAAUUUUUAUUUUUUUGAUUUGUAUGAAACUUUAGCCAGUGUGAUAACCCAUCAUUAGAAUUGCGGAUACAAUUUUUUGAGCCAUUUCCUCUUACUAUAGCCGGGUUACGAUAGGUGCUUUAGUGUCGUCAAAAACGUCUCCGUGUAAAUUUAGACUACCCCCUGAUUCUUGAACUUAUUAUCUAUUUCAAGGUCGGCCACAUCUGGUUCAACACGAUGUUCUGCUGCCCCAACGCCUGCGGCGGUACUCCUUACGUCCAUGGCGACGAGGCUUUCCCCUAUCCGGACGGCGAAACGACCAUCGCCGAAAAGAAGGGAAAAGACAAGUCGGAGUUCUGGCCUGGAGGCGAACAAAGACGGCUUAUUACGACUCAGCCACCGUGAGUUUGAGUGGAACAAAUGCGUCAAAAUUAAUGAAACAAGGAAGUUUUGGAGUAGUAGUGAACAGAACAAGAAAAUGUGGACUUUGAGCCGCCGUCAUUUUCUGUUGGGCAAGGCAGAAGAAUAAGAAGAAAGAGCGAAAAUUUACUUUCUCUGGAGCCUCUCCAAUUUCCAUGCUAUCUCUUGAAAAGACUCUGGAAUCUGAAAACCUUGUAUCAAAGAGGGCUCAAUCGAAAAUUCAUCAUAAUUCUUAUCAUUUCAGGCCUGACUUCCUGCCGGACCCGCCAAGCGUCAUCCAGGACUGCUACUUCACCCCGAAAAAGGAGCAAAGUUCAAGCUCUCUGUCAGGAUCAACGAAGAAGAGAGACCCCCGACAACCUCAGAAAGUGCUUUAUGAGCCGGAUUCGCCGGAAGGACGCCUCGAAGCCUUGCCGGACCCGUGUAUCUACGAGAGCAGUGGCAGCAAAUGCAGUUCCGACAUGUUCGACGUGGACAGCGGCGAGAAGAAACCGCCUCCGAACCUCGACAAGGAGGCCUACGUCGACGAGGAAACCGUCCAGAAGGUCAAGUCGAAAUCGGCCAGAAGGGAGCUCUACGUCCAUCCCAAGGCCGUCGGCUCGAGAAUGUCGGAGAGAAAGAGCGCUCCGCUGCUCUCCCCGGACAACAGCAUCGACAUCGAAUCGUCGCAACCCCGACGCACGUCUUCCGCCUCGCCGAUUCCUGGCUCGAAGCCAAAGUCGGCGUCGAUGCCCGACACGUGUCUCGAGACGCCUUCUGAUGAACAGGCCAAGGAGUCCCGCUUCUCCAAGGCCAAGAGUGUCGCCAAGAGAUGUUUGUUUUUGGAAUGAAGUGGACACUAUAGGGACUUGAGAGAUACAAGCUGCAGAACUGAAUAUCUGGGAAGAAUUUGGCCACGUCAGUGAUCACUUAGGCGUCAAUCAGAUGAGAAAAUUUGAUCUCAUCUUUGCUAGCUUUGCUUAAUGAGUGAUUUCUAUUAAGUUUUCGGUAAAAACCCCCUGAAGGGAUUAGCAAGCACUUAAGUGAUUACUAAAGGGUCCAGUCAAGCUCUAUUAAAAUGAACGAGAUCAUCUCAAAAAGCCCCCUAAGAGAUUACUUAUAAGUCGAACUUACUCUGUCAAAGCUUUUCAGAUGUUAUUAGGUGGCCAUUCCAAAUAUUGUCGAAACUCUUUAAGUGAUCCCUCCAGAGAUUUUCCUAAAGAAAUCCUCUCUGAAACUGACUUCUUUCAGUCUUCCCAUCAUCGUCACAAAAGAAGUCGAAAGAGGAACGUGAGGAGAUCAAAGAGACCCAGAAGAGGGAGAAGAAGCUGUCGAAGAAGGAGAAGAAGGCCAAAAAACGCGCUUCUGAUGCGACGUCGGUCAUCAGCCCCGUCUUGCCCUUUGAGGACCUUGAGGUCGAGAUUGGGGAAACUAUCAGCAAAGCGUUGCGGUUGCACCGCGUUUGAAAUGAACUUCUUCUCUCCAAUACUGCAGGGUGCAGUCGUGCGCAAGUAGUUUUUAGUCGGACGCGCGUUUCGAGUUGUUGAAAACAAAGAUUACUUCAUUUGCGGCGGUUAUGGUCGCAUUUCGAAUGGCCCAGCGCGUCGCGGUCACUUAAGGAUAUUUACUUAUCUUGUAGCUGCACUAGACCACAUGGUUCUUCUUUUACUCCCAUCUUACCGCUUACAAGAUGCCUCCAUGCGAAAUUAGUUUGUAUUCGGAGGCGCUUUGAGACAUUCCCAAUGCGACCAGAGCAGUUUUAGUUUUUUUGACAAAGGCCGCCUCAUUUUCAAUGACUUUACCGUUUUUGCUCACGUUUAUAAUGACUCAGCGCGUUGCGGUCGCGCUGCGGUUUUGGUUAAGAUGAGCCAUUCUCAAUAUCUUUAAGAAUAAAUUGAAGCAUAUUUUAUUUGUAUUUUCUUCUAAUUUUGAAGAUCUUCGAGGCGCCUGGAAUCGAUGCCCACUGCCCGGAGGAGAGCGUCCAGCGGAUCUACAAGGACCAGAAUCGAUACCCGUACGUUAUUGGGUUCAAGAAAUGUUGAUUGAUAGCCUUUUAUAGACCCCGAUUCGCGAUCAAUCGAAUGUUGUCGGAGGCUCAUGAGUACGGCAUCGUCGAGGACACCUACAACGAUCGGCUGAGAAGCGCUUCCAUUGGUGAAUUUCAGAGGAAUUCCUAGAAGAAGGAUGUAUAACGGAGCCUAUCUUGAUUCCUUCUCAAUUUGAAAUUUUUUGACAAGAAAAAAUUCCGAUAAGACUGAAAAUUUGACAACCCCGGUUUACUCAAAAAAAUUUUAAAAAUGGCGAAAUUUGUUCAAAAUUCAUGUCUUAUAGUCUGCUCAGAUUUUGAAUUUCAAGUCGUCGCCCAAGCUCCGCCCCUAAUUACGUGAUAAACCAGUCAGAGAGUAAACCAUCCAAGGAACGUUUUCGAAUGACGUCAUCGCACAAGCUCCGCCCUAAUGGCGCGUUGAACCAAUCAGAGAUUGUCAUCCAAAGAGAUUUUUUCAAUGACGGCAUUGUACUUGAAAUUAAAAACCUGGACAGACUAUACUGACUGUAUUAAUUUAAGGCCAAGAAAUCAGUUUCAUAGGUCGAUUUUCAGGUGAUGAACCUGUUCAAUGUGCCCCAGUCGGACGUCCGACCGCCAGUGGACCCAACAGGAUCGAACGUCAACCCAACGAGCACGUCUGCGUCUUCCCGCUGGUCGAGGUCGACCGGGCCUGCAAGAACUCGGAAAUGCCCAAGGGCUUCAAGGUGCUGCAGCUCCCAAAAGUCCCGAAAACUUAUCGUUUCCUUCAGUUGAUCGUCGUCACUCGCUGCGUCGAGCCGAAGAUGGCCCGCCAUGCCGAGGCCUUCACCAACAUCACCUACGAAAAGCAGCAGAAGGUCAACGAGGAGAGCUUUGCCAAGGUGAGAAAUAGGAAAGAAAAUGAUUAUAAGUAUAGAAAAUAAGUAAAAUUGAUACUUUCACGGCUUAAAAAAAUGGAUGUUUUAAGGUCAAACUGAGAAUUGAAGAACUUAGGAAUGAUUUUUAAAGCAGAUUCUUGAAUUUUAUUCGUUACCUUUAUUUAGUACAGGAUGAUAUAGGAAAAGACAUGAAGAACACAAAAAAUAUUCAAUCAAUCACGGAAUAUGCGCCAACACGCACCACCCUGGCGCAAACUUUUGCGAAAACAUUUUUGGACCACCCUGUAAAUUCAGCUUGCCGAGCCUUGACUUUUUUUUGAGUAAUCUUUCUUUCUGGCCUCUUAAGAUUGCUAGCAUAAAAAAGCGUGGACAGCCACUCAGAGAUAUAGUUCAAUAGAGCGAACUUUCACGGCUUGAAAAAAUUUCAUCCUAAUGCAUUUUCUUCAGUUUGAAAAAGGCCGCUUGCAUGAAAAAUUUUUAUUUGAUGAGAAGUCAGGAUCAACUGAAUAGUGGGCAAAAAGAGAGGUUUAGACGUCUCAGAAAAAUUUUCUACAGAAUGAACUUUGAAUAGAGUAUGAUCACAGCUUACCUAACUUCUCAGCUCCACCCGAUAAAAUGAAGCUAAUUUUGUCGCGCGCUGCAAGUUCCAUUCAAGGCCAGGGCUGUUAUAGCUAAUUGAGCCAUCAAAAAUGGGUCCUGACACGAUAAGAAAAAAAAAAACAGUGCCUGGUUGGGGUAGAGCGCGGACAGGCUAGCCUUUUUACAUCCCAAGCUAACCGUGGAUCGACUAUAAGUCUUCUUAAGUGACUACUUCAACUUAGUUCGUAAUUUCUCAACAUAGUUUUGAACGCACCGUUCUUUCAGACCCAGCGAGGUAAGCCGCAUCUGGAAGUCCUGACGGACAAGUCGCGCGACGAGUACGGUGCCGGAAAAUCGUGGCCGCCGGUGAUUCAGUACGGAUGCGGCGAGUCGCCGACCCUCAGCGACCACGCCUUCUUCGACGACGCUCGCGCCCGCGACAACCGCUACUGUCGCUUCUUCCACAAGCAGCGACGCGACUCGCUCAGCAAGUAUCCCUCGACGAGCCAUGAGUGGGUCUUGACACGAUUGUAACAAGAGCAACAUACAGAAAAAGUUCUUAUUAAGGUUUUGUAGUCUUGGUAGAAAGGUUAAAGGAGCAUGAGACAUGGCGAAUAGUUUUUUGGACUGUAUGCGCCUUUAAACAGACAUUCAAAGACGCAUAAGGUUCCAAAAAACGAUCUUAGUAACUGACAGGAUAAUAAACGUUUUGAAGUGGAGACAAGAAAAUUACAUACGAAAAUGUGUUGAUUUUUCAAGCUUGCCAGAAAGUUUGAAGGAGCAUAGGCUAAGAUUUUUUGGACCUUAUGCGCCUUUAAACACUCCAGAACACUUUUUUGAACUAAUUGGUAUUUAAAAACCCGUUUUAAAGUAGCGAGAGAAAAUUACAGACAAAAGUUUGUUUGAUUUUAAGCUUACCAAAAAGUUUAAAGAGCAUGGGCUGAGAGUUUUUUAAACCUUAUGCGCCUUUAAACACAUUUUUGAGAAGGAUACGGGAAUGGCAAGAAAAAAAAUACAGACAAAAGUUAAAGUAAAAAGUUCCAUGUUCAAUUUGAAACUUUAAACUUUUGAGAAGGAGCAAAAUAAUUUCAAAACUUUUUUCAGUCACAGCUAAAAUCGACUAGGCGGUGAGGCGUUUUUCAAAGCUUUUUCAUCGGCUUUUACUAAAAAACCGCUACUAAAAAUAACUGAGCUUUUGCGCAUUUUCUUAUUUCUCACUCGAUUUCUCACGACUUGAAAUUGUCGGAGAAAGUUCCAGUUUUUGGCUAUUCGAGUAUAUAAAAUGAAAAUUUACGAAAAAAAAAGGGAAAUUUUCAGCUGCACUCUUUCUGGUAAGCCCUCACAAGGGGAGGCUGUUUCGAAGGCUGAGGAGGAGAAAAAAGAGGAGCAGCGGGCCUGUGUCGCCUCUCCAUUGGUGGGUUUCGUUGGAUUUUUUGGAAAAUUCAUGUUUUCCCUCGAGUGGUUUAGAGGGCCCUCUAAUGAACACUCAGACUGUGAUAAUCUGAGUAUAUUCAAAGUAAUUUAGGAGAAAGGAUAUCUUAUUUUGAUUUGGGAAUUUUUGAAGUUUGACUAUAUUACUAUUUGAGGGACCAGAGGAAGAUCCUGAAAGUCCCAACCUUUAGAAGUCCCAAGCUUUCAUGAAAAACUAUUAAAACCGUCAGCAAAGGCCAUUUUCCGGCUUUGAGCCCUUUUUUCUAGAGGUUUAGGAAUGUUUUCAGGUUAAGACUUUUUUCUGAUAAUUCAAGGCCAUUUCUGGCCAAUUUUCCCCCAAAUUAAAAUGACACAUCUUUUUAAAAGAAGAUUUACGGCUGGCUUGGGACUUUAACAAACGUGUCUGCGCUCUCCACCGACCGGACACUAUCUCUUUUCAUAUCGUGUCGAGACCCUUUUUUGACCUCAAGCCAGCCGUGAAUCAGCCACAGUACCGUAAAAAUGAAAAAUUGUCACAUUUUUCAGAACCUCGGACAGAUGCUUGAAGAUUCGCAGCUUCUGGAGGACCGUAUCGAUAGAUUUGACGACGCUGUCGAUAUGGAAGUCCGAAGUUAUCAUCCGGACGCCGUCAAUUGGGAGAACAGCAACAGCAGUCGAUCCUCGAGCAGUGUACGCCCUUUGGAUUUAUCCUGACGAUUUUUUUUCCUUUUCCGGGAAAGUCGAAACUGCACUAGGAUAUAUAAACCCCGCCCAAGCCUUUUGCGCGCGAAAGAAAAAAAUGUUUGAAAAUUACUGAAAGUGGUCGCAUUUUUUGAAUUUAUUGGUCCACCCCAAGUAUGCUUUAGAAUGACAACUUGGGACUUGUUCUAGUAGUCACUCUAGGGACUAGAUCCUAAAAUAUGUUUUCUAUUGACUAGAUAAUUAAUUAGCUAUGUUUGAACCUUGCGGCUACAGUAACCUAUUCGCUUCGAAAUUUUCUCGAAAAACAUUUUUUCAGAACUUUUAAAUGUCGUCUGGUUUCAAUUUUCGAUUUUUUGCGAGAAAAAGACAUAACUGUAGCUUUAGAGUUCUGAAGCGAAAGGGAUACUGUAGCACUUUUUGUUCUUUUUCGAAUUUUUAAUGCCUCUUAAGACUCGAGGAACUAACUGUUGAGUUUGAGAAGAAAAUCCGACUUUUAGCGAUUCUAAGAACUACUGUUCAUUUUUUAACCUUUAAUCAGAACUUUUUUUAAUUGUUAGAACCUCCAAACUAAUUUAAUUAAAUGAAGAAACGUUAUUUUCAAGAAGUUCGGUAGGAAUUUGCGAUUAUGAAAUGAUUUUUUUUGGCGAUUUGAGGGACUUUUUCUGAUUAUGCAGCUUAGUUAGGUUAUUAUUAAGCUCAGUGGCCAAAUUUUAAGACUUUAGGAACAAAUUGACGAAUUUUAAUAUCUCAAAACUAAAGUGUCCCUUGUUUAGAGCGAAGAAAAUCCGCUGGCGCCAUCCGAAGCGGACAUCGCCAACGACUGUCUGCAGUACAAGCAGCUGGUCAACGGCGAGAAUGGCUCGAAACCCGAGGCGACUGGUCCUUGA
Messenger RNA from Caenorhabditis auriculariae, 9923 nucleotides. Lineage: Eukaryota; Metazoa; Nematoda; Chromadorea; Rhabditida; Rhabditidae. The record is from the annotation of a GenBank genome assembly.